GAUUGGAGAAAACCAUUACCACGUGAUUGAGUCUGUUGUACCCGGAAGAAUGACAAAUGUUUCUUGUUACAAGCCGUUUCACCUUUUAGCGCCUGUCGUUGGUUUUCCUGUGUUUUAACCAAAUAGCAUCAUGGCAUCCUACUUCGAGGAGCACGAUUGUGAGCCCACCAACCCUGAGGAACAGUACCGCCAGAACGCUCUACUUGAGCUGGCAAGGUCUCUCAUGCAGGGUUUGGACUUGAUGGACUCGGGGGACUCAUCAGACUGGAACCAGCGUCUUCCUCCUCCUGCUGCAAAAGUAGCUGUGCAGACGCUCAAUGUGGUGGUUAUUUCCCCUGAACAAGCAGACAAAGGCCUGAAGUGUCCUGUUUGUUUACUGGAGUUUGAAGAGGAGGAGACGGUUCGAGAAAUGCCUUGCAAACAUCUUUUCCACUCUGGAUGUAUACUGCCCUGGCUGGGCAAGACAAACUCCUGCCCGCUGUGUCGACUUGAACUACCAACCGAUAAUGCAGACUACGAGGACUUCAAGAAAGACAAGGAGAGAAGAAAACAGAGGGAGCACAGACUGGAGGACCUCCAUGGAGCAAUGUACACAUGACAGUGACCUUUCAACAUUACUUGAUAUUCAGGACGUUUUUAAGCAAGAGUCAAAGUACACACAUUCUAGCCUUCAAUAUGCAGCAUUGACUCAGUAUUGUUUAUACAAUUUCCUCUAAAGUAUAUAAUUUAUUAUAUAAAUGAUAUGACUUUUGUUUUUAUCAGUUGUCCUAGUUUCAUUCCAUACAUGUUAUUUGAAACUGUCAACCACAAUCCUUUACUGUGCACUAGUGCUGUAUUGUAUAAAUUAUGGAUUAUGCAUCUCUGCAACCCAACCUGUCUUUACAUGGGUUGUAUUCCCCCCCACAACUUCUGAAUGGGCCUCAUGGUGUGUUUUGUCUGGUUGUAUAACUAUUUUUAAAACCGCAUAAUGGUCUACUGUGGGCCUGCUGUACUAUACCGUCUAUAUCAGGGGUCUCAAACUUACAGCCCACGGAACAUUUGUAGGCUGCAGGCUGACAUUUUGCAGCCUUUUUCUUGACAUCUAAGUUUAAUGUUGGUGGGCACCCUCCUUUUUGCCCCAUUGUUGACCUGAGUGUCCCCCCCGAGGGAGGUUUUAAUAACGAUUGCGACACCCAGUCGCAAUCUUUAUUAAAACCUCCCUCGAAACGAAGGUUGGCAACGAGAAUAGCUGAUUUCAA
Syngnathus acus (greater pipefish) is the source of this 1238-nucleotide messenger RNA. RefSeq names its product ring finger protein 215 (gene rnf215). Gene Ontology annotation, molecular function: ubiquitin protein ligase activity. Gene Ontology annotation, cellular component: cytoplasm. The coding region runs from base 131 to 598 and encodes 155 amino acids. The record is from RefSeq and is a predicted model, not a curated record. NCBI's taxonomy places the organism in Eukaryota, Metazoa, Chordata, Actinopteri, Syngnathiformes, Syngnathidae. Gene Ontology annotation, biological process: protein ubiquitination. The transcript is spliced from 6 exons.